Molecule: messenger RNA, 3237 nt
Organism: Sclerotinia borealis F-4128
Lineage: Eukaryota; Fungi; Ascomycota; Leotiomycetes; Helotiales; Sclerotiniaceae
Source: the annotation of a GenBank genome assembly
AUGUCUACUUCAAAUUUACUGAAUAAUUCCUUUGACGAUAGCGACGAAGAGGACGAUAAUUUCAAUCCCCAACCUGCGGAUCUUUCAGACAACGAAGAUGAAGGCCACCACACAGCCAGCGCGCAAAGACAAAAUGAUGCUUCGCGUCAUCAAGUAGGAGAUGAUGAUGGCUCUGAGGAUGAUUCCGCCCCAACAGGCGGUAGGAAACACAGCUCCGGCGGCGUGGAAGAAGAUGAUGAAGAUGAUGAAGGCGAGGGAGAGGAUACUGCUCCAGGUGCCCAUGAUGAUGACGAUGAAGAAGAUGAAGAUGACGAAGAAGAAGAAAUUACGGGACACCGCCGCAAACGCCGCAGAGACCGUCGCAAUGUUUUCCUCGAUGUCGAAGCCGAGGUGGAUGAGGAUGAGGAUGAAAAUGAGGACGACGAGGAUGAAUUGAACGAAAUGAAGGAUACUUUCAUUGCUGACACCCAUCCGGAUGACAUGGCAGACCUUCCCGAUGGCGGGGAGACGGAUGACAGACGUCACCGAGAUUUGGAUAGAAGACGCGAAAUGGAGGCAAGUCUUGAUGCGGAAAAACAAGCCGAGAUUUUGCGACAACGAUAUGCGAAUAAGGGUCGAUCCUCAAGAGGCACCGGAGAAUCGGCGGUCGUUCCAAAACGUCUUUUACUUCCUAGUGUCGACGAUCCUAGUAUCUGGGCUGUACGAUGUAAAGAAGGAAAAGAAAGAGAGGUCAUUUUCUCGAUCAUGAAGCGCAUCGAGGAGAGAGCUGGUACCAAAGAGGAACUUGCGAUUACUUGCGCUUUUGAGCGUGGUGGAACACAAUCUACGAUGAAGGGAUUCAUUUAUGUUGAAGCUCAACGACAAGCGGAUAUUUUGACUGCUAUGGAUGGCCUUAUGAAUGUCUAUCCUCGAACAAAGAUGAUGCUGGUUGAGAUCAAGGAAAUGCCAGAUCUUCUUAGGGUUACGAAGAGUCCAACUAUAGAAGUCGGAGCUUAUGUACGACUAAGGCGUCCAGUAAAAUAUGCGGGUGAUCUUGCUCAAGUGAUUGAAGUCACUGAUACUGGUCUCGAACUUCGUGUCCGAUACGUACCUCGUCUCGAUUAUGGUCUUCAUGAGGAUUCCAGUGUAGCAGCAGAUGGAAAGAGAAAGCGCCCAGUCGCUGGACCGCGUCCACCUCAACGACUUUUCAGUGAAGCUGAAGCUAAGAAACGACAUGCAAAACAUUUGCAGGGCCGACCGGACACCAAAGUCUGGAACUACUUCAAUGAUGAAUAUGUCAAUGGAUAUUGCGAGAAGGAUGUCAAAAUCCAGGCCCUUAUCACUAAAGAUGUUAACCCAACCCUCGAGGAAGUUACAAGAUUUGCAUCUGGUGCUGAAGAUGGAACCGAAAAUUUGGAUCUAAAUGCACUUGCUGCUAGCUUGAAAGCAAGCACGGCCAAUGCUUCCUACCUACCUGGUGACGUUAUUGAAGUGUACGAGGGUGAACAGAAAGGUGUUAUUGGUAAAGCAGUAUCUGUUACAGGUGAUAUUGUUACAAUGGCUGUAUCUCAAGGAGCAUUGAGGGGUCAAACUAUCGAAAUUCCUAUCAAGGGUCUACGCAAACGUUUCCGUGAAGGUGAUCACGUGAAAGUGAUUGGUGGUAGUAGGUUUAGGGAUGAAGUUGGUAUGGUCGUCAAGAUCAUCGAGGAUCGUGUCACUUUGCUGAGUGAUCAGGGCAAUAAUGAAAUUACUGUUUUCAGCAAAGAUCUUCGGGAAGCAAGCGAUUCAGGUGGCAGUGGUGCGUUAGGAAAAUACGAACUUUGGGACUUAGUUCAAUUAGACCCCGCUACUGUCGCUUGUAUCAUCAAAGUUGACCGCGAGUCACUUGUCGUUCUUGACCAGAAUGGCACGAACCGAACCGUCAUUCCAUCUCAAAUCUCCAACAGGCUUGAGAAGCGAAAGAACGCCGUAGCAACAGACCGCAAUGGCGCCGAAAUUAAGAUUGACGAUGGUGUAAAGGAAUUCGGGGGGGAGAGUAGAUCUGGCAAAAUCCUACACAUUCAUCGAGCCUAUCUCUUCUUGAAGAGUUCGGAAUUGAGCGGGAAUGCUGGUAUAUUUGUGGCACGAACGACCAGCGUUCAAAGCGUUUCUGCUAAGGGAGGACGAAUCGCCGGCAGCGUUGCACCUUCACCGGAUCUUAGCUCUAUGAAUCCGGCAAUGAAGCUUAAUCCCAAGAACAAUGGCACAAUGCUUCCACCGAAAUCAUUUGGUCGUGAUAAGUCUAUUGGACAGACUGUGACAAUUCGAAGAGGCCCUUACAAGGGCUUACUCGGUAUUGUCAAAGAUACCACAGAUACCAGUGCCAGAGUAGAGUUACAUACAAAGAGCAAGGUGAUCAGUGUUCCUUUAGACGGUUUAGGAUUCAAAGACAAGGUCAGUGGGGCAUCGAUAGAUCCAAAUGGUUUCCGAGGUGGUCCUGGUGGUGGUAGAGGAGGAGCUCCAAGAGGUCGUGGUGGGUUUGGAGGUGCUACCCCUGGACCGGGUUGGGAUGCGGGUGCAGGUGGACGAACGCCAAUGCCAGGUGGUCUUCCUGAGCGUACUCCAGCUUGGGGAAGAACCCCUCACGGUGGUGCACAAGGAGGUGGACGAACACCUGCUUGGAAGUCUGGCCCCACCGAUGGUGGACGGACGCCUGGUUGGGCGAAUGAUGGAUCUCGAACUGUUUAUGCGAAUGACGGUAGCCGGACAGCCUAUGGAGGGGGCAAUAGAACUCCUGCCUGGUCAUCUGGUGCUAAAACUCCAGCUUAUGGCUUAUCAGAUAAUUAUGGAUCUAAAACUCCCGCAUAUGGCGGUAGCGGUAAUGCCGGAGAUGCGUGGGGUUCAAAAACUCCAGCUUAUCAACCAAAUAAUUCCAACGACAACUGGAACUCGGCUCAACCUAGUAACAACAAUUGGGGAUCGGGUUACGAUGCUCCAACACCCGGUGGUCCUCUAUCGGCACCUACACCAGCUGCAAUGAAUGCUCCUACGCCAGGUGGAUAUUCCGCUCCUACACCAGCUGCCAUGAACGCACCAACUCCCGGAGCUUAUUCGGCGCCAACGCCAGCUCCAGGUUACUGGGGGGCUCCAACACCUCAAGCUAUGGAUGCGCCAACCCCAGGACAAGGAUAUUAUGCAGGAGCUCCCACGCCAGGUGCUUAUGCAGCGGAAACCCCAGCAGCGAACUGGCAGGAUGAUGGACCUAGAUACGUGGAUUAA